GCCCCUUACCCUAAAGGUCCCAACUGCUGCUAAGGGAUGAGUAAUCUUGCCUGACAUCAGGGCUAAGUGGAACAAUCUAGAACUUCAUCAUAAAGGAUGACACGUCACUGUUUCUAUGGUAACCAACUGCUAUAAGUGGGCCAGAGUUGAGAAAACCGCUCAGAAGCCCAUCAGCCUACAAUGCCAACUAAGACCAGAUAACAACCCUUUCAAGUCAACUCAGAAAUGUGCCUCUGUCCCACCAUCCUUUCCUGGAUUCUACUACCAACUGCUUAAACUUAAAAGUAAGUUUUACCUUAAGACUCCCUUUAUACCAGACAUGUUGGUGGCCGGGGUGAACGCAACAUUGGCUUCCCAGACCUCAAUCCUCAGGGUGACUACCCAGUCCCCAUGCCACGAAAGGGAGGGGGAAGGGGAUCCCAGUGGCCGAGAAGGUAGCCGGACCAAGGAAAUGACCUGCAGGUACUUCCUGAAUGGGUUUUGUCGAGAAGGGGACAACUGCCAGUAUUCUCAUGGGCUGUCCAAGGAUCCCGAGACCGUGGUGUGCAGUAAUUUUCAGUGUACUCAGGAAGACUGCCGCCGAAAUGAAGACCAGGAGCCUCAAGUAGAUCCCAAAUUCCCUCCUCCUCCACCUUCCCAGAGCUUCCCACCCCUAACUGAUCCUCUUGUUGACUGUAAUAUUGGUGCGGCAAAACCACUGAAAGGCAAUUUUGAAGCUAUAGGAGCAAGUACAGACGACUGGGUUUAUGCUAUUGAGUUUGUUCCGGGGCAGCCCUACUAUGGUCGCUUUGUCCAUCCCUGCACUGAAGGCUCCCCAAAGGGCCGUAGAGUCGAGGAAAACUUCAGGGGGAGCCUAACAGAGGAGGAACCAGGGGAGCCUGCAGUCCAAGAAAGCCCUCAGAAGGAGAGCCCCGUGUAUCCCAACGAAGAUUCGCGCCAUUUGUGCCGCCCGCGGGUCCGGAACACCGGGGACACUGUCCGGAGCCUGAGACGUAUUAGACCCUGCCUGGAGGCCCACGAGAAGGACAAGAAGCUGGCAUUUGCAGUACAGCGCAGCCGCCAUCUAGUGUGUGGGAUUUGCAAGGAGGUGAUUUACCAGAAGGCCAACCCCAAGGAGAUACGCUUUGGGAUCCUAUCCAACUGCAGCCACACCUUCUGCCUCAAAUGCAUCCGCCAGUGGAGAGGCGAUGAGCAGUUGGAGAAUAAAAUCCUCAAGGCCUGCCCAGAAUGCCGAGUCACCUCCAGUUUCAUCGUCCCAAGUGAGUUCUGGGUGGAGGAGCAGGAGGAAAAGCAGAAGCUCAUUGAGAAGUACAAAGAAGCAAUGAGUAACAAGCCCUGCCGUUAUUUUGAUGGAGGCCGCGGUAACUGUCCCUAUGGUACCAACUGCUUUUACAAACACAACUCCUCCGGGGAAGAGCCUCACAAUUUCGCCAAGGGAAUCUAGGUGCUGUAGUCCAGCCCUGAGGCCUCCUGGGAACUGACAGGCUACAGGGCGCAGCAACCUCGGAUGACAACAAAAAGGACUGAACUUACUCGGGGAAGAGGGUUGCUGAACACGGAUACAGUAACUAUUGCGAAGAGAUAGAAUGGAACAACUACGAGAAAUGACAGGGGUCUCCUGAGGGCUCAGGUCUGAGCAUGCGCAGCAGGCUUGCGGGGCAAACACUUCCCUGGACAAUCCGAACACAAGAGCGGCCUUGUCCACCGGCCCGCCUCUGAAGUGUUACCUAGCGGUGCUUUUUAACUGCUGUAAGGAGCUCUCCUUUGGGGGCCUUUUUGUGAACACCCACCCUGCAGGAAAUGUGUUGUUUCCUCUGUCGAAAAAGUGAUGAGGAAUAAAGCUAAAACGUAUCCUGUG
Molecule: messenger RNA, 1858 nt
Organism: Monodelphis domestica (gray short-tailed opossum)
Lineage: Eukaryota; Metazoa; Chordata; Mammalia; Didelphimorphia; Didelphidae
Source: RefSeq, a predicted model, not a curated record